AUAUGAAAUGGAAAUUGUCAUGCGUAUUACAUAUAUUUCUUACACCACACAAUCGUAUUACCAUCGACUCACGGAUCAGCUGUAGGGUGUAGAUUUAACGGCACGUAUCUUGGUCUGGACAAAGCACUUUUGUGGAAUUUUAUAUGAUAAGUACAUAGUCACCUGAAGUUAAUAUUCAAAACAGAGUAAUUAUUACACAGAAUUAAAUAUCAGAACAAAUUAAACCUUAUUCCUUGGGCUCUUCUUGAAAUGAAAAUAGCUAAAUCAACCGUGGCUCUUCUAAUCUUUGUAUUAAUGUUAUCAAUUUUUGUGGCAAAUGUUGCCGAUCUAAUUAAUGUUGAUUCUCAUAUAUCAGAUAAUACCUUAUCAUGCAAAGGCAUAGAACCUGUAUGGCUACAACCAAAGUUAUAUCAAAUUAGGGAAUCACCGGAUCAUUUAAUAUGGUUUAUUCAGAUAACAGACAUACAUAUAAGCAUAUUUCAAGAUCCUGGAAGAAUAAUAGAAUUAGAAGAAUUUUGCAAUAUAACAGUAAAAUCUAUUAUGCCUUCGGUUGUCCUUGCAUCAGGUGAUUUAACUGAUGCAAAAAGUAAAGAUAGAAUGGGUUCUAAUCAAAUAUUGCAAGAGUGGAAAUAUUACAGGAACAUAUUAGAAAACACAAAUGUUACAGAAAAAACAUUAUGGCUAGAUGUUAGAGGAAAUCAUGAUAAUUUUAAUGUUGUUAGUCUUGAAUCAAAAAAUAAUUAUUAUUCAAACUAUUCUAUCCAAGGGAAAAAAUAUCCAAAAUCAUAUAUAUAUAAAGUGACUGUUGGCUCUGAAACAUACUCAUUUAUUGCUAUUGAUGCUUGUUUGAAACCUGGCCCAAAGAGACCAUUUAAUUUUGUUGGUGUUUUGGAUGAACAAGAAUUAAAAAAGAUACAAGAAUUAGUAAAUAUAUCCAAAGAAAAUAAUGCAGAUUAUAUUGUUUGGUUUGGACAUUAUCCAACCUCAUGUAUAUUAUCUCAAUCUGAUACAAGUAUCAGAAAUAUUAUAGGCAAAUAUAAAGAAAGCAUGGUAUAUUUAUGUGGACACUAUCAUACUCUUGGUGGUUCAGUUCCAAAUAUGUACACAACACAACAAGCAGGAUUUCUUGAACUAGAAUUGGCAGAUUGGAAAGACAAUAGAAUGUAUCGCCUUGCAGCAAUAGACCAUGGACAGUUUUCAUUUAUUGAUAUGAAACAUCAAGAUUGGCCUGUAGUAUUGAUUACCAAUCCAAAGCAUGCUCUGUAUAUGAUGCCACGAAAAGAAAAUGUAAAUUCUAUUAUUAAAUCUACACAUAUAAGAAUAUUAGCAUUUUCAACAGUACCAAUAAAAAGUGUAGAAGUUCAGUUAAAUAAUAAAUCUUGGUUACGAUGUAAGAACGUAAAAGGACCACUGUAUGCUGUAAAAUGGAAUGCUUCAGAAUAUAGCAAUGGAAUUCAUCAUAUUCAAGUUCGCGUAAUAGAUGAAAAAGGGAGAGAAAAAAUUAUUAUGCAACCUUUUUCACUUGAUGGAUCACGAUUAUCUUUUGGUUUUCUACCUAGACUGAUUCUUAUGUCUAAUGUCAGUCGUAUUUUUCAGUUCCUGUUUGGAAGUGUACUUGUAUUAAUAGUAGCACCUUUGUGUGUUUUUCGGUUUCUUCAUAUACUUUGUGAAGCAAAGCGUAUGUCACGUCCAAGGAUACGUGUAAAAUUUUUCCGCUGGUGGAUUAGGAAAUUAUGGAUAUUAUCUACCAUUGAUCGUUUAUUUUUCCCUUUGGUCCUUUAUGCUUUAUAUUUAAUUGUUGGUCCAUGGGCGAUUGGUGAGGUGAUAGAAAAUCAUAUAGGCAUAAUAUUUGCAUGGGGUACAUUUGUUGGAAAUUCAUUUUUGCCUGGUGCUUUUACUUAUGCAUAUGGAUUUUUCCAAUUAUUUUCUUUUCAUUUACCUCUUAUGUUACUUUUGGCUCAUCAAGCAGAUAAAAGAUUGCAAAACACGGAAAGAACAUAUAAAAAAUCAUCUAAAUUUUAUUUGGUUUUACAAAAUGUACCAAUUAUACUUUUGAUUAUAAUGCAAGUAAAUAUGGCUUACUUUUUCUGGCUAGCAUAUGGAACACUUGCCACUAUUUUAUGUCCUUUGCGCACAUGGAGUGUUUUAUUAGCAUUAAUACUAUGGUAUCAAGUCAAUGCAAUGCCUCAAGCAUGUUUUAGAUCAGCAUUAUCGAUAUGGUCUGGCCAUGCUUAAUUUGUACAAAAAAUUCUUAUGAAAUGUAAGUACAGAAAAUAAUAACAAAUGAAGGAAUUUAUCCUUUGCAAUAUUAUACAAUUUACUAUUUACGUUAUUAUUUACUAUGAGAUUAAUAAGCAUUACUCGCAAUGCGAGAUAAGUAUAAUUUAAAAAACAAUACAAAUGGUAUGUUAUCAUUUGUGUCUCAAUUGUGAAUUGAAGAAUUUAAUUAGGAUUAACUUAUCCAUUCAAUCACUUGUUAUGCAUUUGUAAUUUUUCAUAAAUACUUCUAUUUAUUUCUAAAUAUUUCAUAAAUACUUCUAGUUAUUCGUACAAAUAAUAUAAACUAUCUAUUUACAAUUAAUUAAAAUAUUAAAUCUUUAAAUGCAAUAAAUAUAGACACAAUAUUCUUAUUUAUAUAUUUGAUAUGUGAUAUGGUUUAGAAAAAGGAUAAAUUAUUCUAGGAAUUAUAUCCACCGUUCUUCUCUUAUUACCUCUAAAUAAUAUGUAAUUGAUGCAAUUAUCAAGUAUGUAAUUGCAAAUCCUGAAUAUCAUUAUUCCAUUUAAUGCAAGACAAAUCAUCUUCCUUAAAAAACAAUCUUAAUUAAUACUAUAUAUUUUUCUACAUGUAAUUGUAUAUUAUUAUAUAAUAUACUAUGUAUCAUUAUUUUUUUUUCUAAAUUAUAGAACUUAGAAUAUAAUAUAUAAUUAUUCUAUAUGUUAAUGUAGAAUAUGUGAAGUGCCAUCAAUGAUAUUACUAGAAUUAUCUGUGUCAUAUAUUUAUUAUAAUAUAUAAAUAAGUAGCAUGAUGUAUAAACAAUUUAAGGAUAAUAUCUAUAUUCUAAGAUAGUAUAUAGAUUUAUUUGAAAUAUAUUUAGUAUUAAUUUUAUGUUAACAAGUACUAUCAUAUUAUUAUUAUUAUUACAACUGAUGGUACUUUUCAUAUAACAACUAAAAAAGAUUGCUGUGCUAUGUAAAAAGAAAUAUUGCUACAGAUGUGCCAAUAAAUGUUGUAGAUACAAUAACAA
This is a messenger RNA of Vespa mandarinia (Asian giant hornet), 3245 nucleotides long. RefSeq names its product transmembrane protein 62. Gene Ontology annotation, molecular function: hydrolase activity. Lineage: Eukaryota; Metazoa; Arthropoda; Insecta; Hymenoptera; Vespidae. The record is from RefSeq and is a predicted model, not a curated record.